AUGUCAUGCCUUUCGAUAGUGACAUUUGUUCAUCACUCUAACAACACCUUAGUCGGCCACCCUCUUGAUCAUGGCAAAGAUCACUUUUACUACAUCAAACCUGCCAUAACAGAUGGAGGCAGUGACACUUUGUUAAGGAGAAGCAGCAAGUCAUGCUCUUUGUUUGUUGGUCAAGAGAAUUCUGAUGCAGAAAUAGGUACACCCGUUUUCUUCACCCCUUUUGCAGAAAAAAGAUGGUGCCGUGAAGCGUUUAUGGAAGCUGUAGAGAGAAAAUCUUCUUCUGGGUAUGGCACUCCUCCAUGGCUCCAUCUUGUGAAGGCAGAGAAAGCACGAGCAUUCAUUCCAAAAGAAUUCAAAUUGGUUGAAGCUUUUGGAUACACUCUUGGUGGUUUCUUUCUAGCAAGUUAUGAGGACAGUCCAGUUGGUGUCUUUGAUGAGCAGCUUGUUGUGAUUGCAGGACUUGUAUGGAACCGCCCAACAUCCUGCGCAUGGGCGACGAAGGUGUACGUGAACAGCGAUGAGGCCUGUUGUCACGGAAGAAAGGAGGUGGGGCUUCCAAGCCAGAUGGCCAGGUUUUCCAAGACAAUUACAGCAAACUCAAGACAACAGAGGGGCAGAAAGAGUGGAUUUCUUAAUAGGAUUGGUGCCAAGUUCUCUAGUCCAAAGGAUCCCCUGAAUGUUGAAGUAACCAAAAUCAAAUGUGUUGAUGCAGAGGAGACAUGUAAUAUUAACAUCAGUCUCACAAGUCCUGUGCCUUCUUUGAGCUUUGGCCACUGGGUGGGGCCAACAAUCAGAAUGUCACUUCCAAGUUUUAGUGGAGCUACAGAGUAUAAUCCAAACCUCCUCAAAUACUCUUGCCAGAUUGAAUGCAGGGUGCAAGCAUUGAAACCGUUGAAGGUUUCAGAAUCAUUCCCUUCAACAAAUGAUGACACUGAACAAUCUUUAGAAGAUCAUGUAAGCAGUAGCCAUGUGGCUGAAGAUCACAAAAAUGAUGCACAAAAUUUCAGCACUUGUGUGAUGUUAUCAAAACCAAUAUUAGCACUGAAGUUUAAUCAAAUGAAGAUGCAGGUUGAAGCACCCCUUGUGCUUUCACCAUGCACAAAUUCUUUACAAACUACAGUCAGUUCUGUUCCAUAG
Molecule: messenger RNA, 1137 nt
Organism: Sphenostylis stenocarpa
Lineage: Eukaryota; Viridiplantae; Streptophyta; Magnoliopsida; Fabales; Fabaceae
Source: the annotation of a GenBank genome assembly